Messenger RNA from Malaclemys terrapin pileata, 1578 nucleotides. It is a transcript of the gene RAD51D, whose product is annotated as RAD51 paralog D. The record is from RefSeq and is a predicted model, not a curated record. Gene Ontology annotation, biological process: reciprocal meiotic recombination; telomere maintenance; DNA strand invasion. Gene Ontology annotation, cellular component: Rad51B-Rad51C-Rad51D-XRCC2 complex; centrosome; replication fork. Bases 165 to 1154 code for a protein of 329 amino acids. Lineage: Eukaryota; Metazoa; Chordata; Testudines; Emydidae. Gene Ontology annotation, molecular function: four-way junction DNA binding; ATP-dependent DNA damage sensor activity; ATP binding. The transcript is spliced from 11 exons.
GUUUGCUCUCUGAACCCGGCAGAGGAGCAGGAAGUGGAGGCAGAGGCAGGCUUGGGGAGCUGAGCUGUGUGGGGCAUGGUGUUCGCAGGGUGCAGGACUGCGUGGCGCUCAGCCGCCCCACAUAGAGAUCCUGUCCCCUUCCCUUCAGGGGCUGUCACAGGGACAUGGUGAUACUCCGAGCAGGUCUCUGCCCCGGCCUCACGGCAGAGAUGAUCCAGCUUCUGAAAGCCAACAGCAUCGCUACAGUGGUGGACCUUGUCUCCUCGGACCUGGAGGAAGUUGCCCGGAAGUGCUGCCUGUCCUACAAGGCCCUGGUCGCCGUGAGACGUGUGUUGCUGGCACAGUUUUCAGCCUUUCCUGUCAACGGGGCGGAUCUCUACGAGGAACUCAAGAGCUCCACAGCCAUCCUGUCCACAGGGAGCAAGAGCUUGGAUAAACUGCUGGACUCUGGCCUGUACACUGGUGAAGUGACCGAGCUCACAGGAGCGCCCAGCAGUGGCAAGACACAGGUGUGCCUCAGCAUAGCCAUGAGCACGUCCCACGACCUCAAGCAGAACGUCCUCUACGUCGACUCCACGGGCGGGUUCACGGCCUCUCGCCUGCUCCAGCUGGCUCAGACCAGGACAGGGGAUGAAGAGGAGCAGGUGGAGGCUCUGCAGAGGAUUCAGGUGGCCCGGGUGUUCGAUGUCUAUAAAAUGCUGGAUGUGUUACAGGAACUCCGGUGCAGCGUGUCCCAGCAGGUCCUGAGCUCCUCGGGGCCGGUGAAGGUGCUGGUGGUUGACUCCGUCUCAGCGGUGAUUUGCCCGCUCCUCGGAGGCAGGCAGGCGGAGGGCUUGGCCAUCAUGAUGCAGCUGGCCAGGGAACUGAAGACACUCGCCAGAGAACUGAGCAUGGCUGUGGUGGUGACUAACCACGUGACCAGAGAUGGCAGCAGUGGUCACCUGAAACCAGCCCUAGGUCGCUCCUGGAGUUUUGUGCCCAGCACCCGGGUGCUGUUAGAGAGCAGAGAAGGCACUUGGGGACAAGCUAGCACCCGUCGCAUUGCUUCCUUAACAAAAUCGCCCCGGCAGCCAACUGGGAUUGAGGUGGAGCUAGACAUCGGAAGCUGUGGGGUACUGGAAGAGAGCCCAGUUGCAUCUGGAGAGGGACGCUGAUGGAGGGUGAAAAGUGAACUGCAGAUUACAAGGGCCUUUACUGUGGGCACCUUUGCAGCUAAUAUCACUGAAGACUGCAGAACCAGACCACAUUAGCCAAGCCAUCUUGGUGGCCAGGAGAGAUGCUUGGAGUCCCAGAAGAAAGGACUGUAGAAACAGGUCUGUUUCCUGUUGUCUUUGCCAAUUAAGGAACUCCCUCAUCCUGGGCAAGGGAGGUUUGGGGUUCCAAGGAGAUCUCAGAGGAAUGCGUUUGAAGUCAGACAAGCGCUGCGUGUGGCUGUAGCACUUUUCUGGAGUGCGUUAAAACCACAAGCCCUUUCCUGGGGGUUCUGUGGAUUAUCAGGGAACCUUUGUCUCAGGGUGUCAUGGGAUCAGCGGGAAUUUUGCUGAAUUAUUUGAUGAAUAAACACCAGACUGUUGGUAA